GGUAAAAACUGUCUUAAAUAAAAAUGGCGUCUGUCUUGGAGAACCUAGAAGCUCAAUUGGAACUUUUUAUCGAAAAUGUACGGCAAAUACGUAUUAUAGUCAGUGAUUUUCAGCCGCAAGGGCAAAACGUAUUGAACCAGAAGAUUCAAGGCUUAGUCAAUGGUUUACAGGAGAUUGAGAAACUAAAGACUCAGGUGCAAGAUGUUCAUGUUCCAUUGGAAGUAUUUGAUUAUAUUGAUCAAGGAAGAAAUCCCCAAUUAUAUACCAAAGACUGUAUUGAGAAAGCGCUGACAAAGAAUGAACAAGUGAAAGGAAAGAUUGAUGCCUAUAGAAAAUUCAAGGCAAACAUGCUGGUGGAGUUGAAUCGAGUUUUUCCAAAUGAAUUAGCCAAGUACAGAGCGAUUCGCGGAGAUGAAUAAGACAAUUUAAUUUUAAAACUAGAUUUUAAUGGGCAAAUAUUUCUUUACACACUACAAUUUGUAAUUUAUGUUCUUG
Linepithema humile (Argentine ant) is the source of this 495-nucleotide messenger RNA. It is a transcript of the gene MED10, whose product is annotated as mediator complex subunit 10. The record is from RefSeq and is a predicted model, not a curated record. Gene Ontology annotation, biological process: positive regulation of transcription by RNA polymerase II. Gene Ontology annotation, cellular component: mediator complex. Lineage: Eukaryota; Metazoa; Arthropoda; Insecta; Hymenoptera; Formicidae. Gene Ontology annotation, molecular function: transcription coregulator activity.